AUGCAGUUCUCCAUCUCCACCAUUGCGCUCUACGCCACCCUCUUCCUCACAGUCUCGGCCUUGCCGCUCACAUCCCGUGCUCUGUCUUCCCAGGCAUACAACGACCUGUCCAUCAGUGCUGGCCAGGCCGGAGAUGCUGAGGCAGAAGCCGCGGCCAAGAUCGGCAUCGACAGCUCCUCUGACCUCGCCAACGUCAGCAAGGCCGACCUCCAGAUUGUCAAGGGGAUCCACGAUGUCGCCAAUGCCGCCGAGGUUGGAGCAUUCAACCCCGCGGUCGCUGCUGCGACCGGUGCUGAGAAGGUGGCGAUCCAGAACGGCAAAAUAAAGAACAAGGUCCUCAAGCUCUCUGCCGCAGUUCUGGCCCUUCAGAUCCAGGAAGCGCAGGGUGACAGCAGUGUUGCGACGAAGUUGGCAGCAGAGCAGAAGAAGCUGGCCAACAACAUUGCGUUGGACACAAAGGCUGCCGGCCAAGACAGCACUGCGGUUUCUUUCGAUGGGACUUCUUAA
This is a messenger RNA of Pseudogymnoascus verrucosus, 507 nucleotides long. RefSeq lists its product as uncharacterized. The transcript is spliced from 2 exons. The coding region runs from base 1 to 507 and encodes 168 amino acids. NCBI's taxonomy places the organism in Eukaryota, Fungi, Ascomycota, Leotiomycetes, Thelebolales, Thelebolaceae. The record is from RefSeq and is a predicted model, not a curated record.